CUGACUGGCUGCCUCACACCAACACCCGCCCUGCUUCGCUGUUGACAGAGCCCGGAGUCGAAGCGGUCGGAGGCCUUUACGGCUGUGGAAUGCCGGAAAGUGCGUGAGUGCAGCCGCCGGGACGUUUUAUUGUUUUCCAGAUCCCGGGGUCUGGAGGCGGUGAAGAGUGUUUUGGGGCCGGUCUUUCUGUGAGGCGUUUCCAGAAGGAAGGGAGACGCCGGCUACGCGAUUGAGUGAAGUGACUUGACACCCGGGCGGGCUGCCUGGGCCACCACAGCUUAGGCCCGAGUGGGGACGGGGCUCAGUUGGCAAUUUAGAGAAAGGGGUAUGUUAUGUGUAAAAGUGGAUACUUUCCAUAAUAAAUGAAAAUGGCCAAUUCUUUAAGAGGAGAAGUACUGAAUCUUUAUAAAAAUCUGCUGUAUCUUGGGCGAGACUAUCCAAAAGGAGCAGACUAUUUUAAAAGGCGUCUGAAGAGUGUUUUCCUUAAAAACAAAGAUGUGAAGGACCCAGAGAAGAUCAAAGAUCUUAUUGGACGGGGCAAAUUUGUAAUGAAAGAGCUAGAAGCCUUAUACUUCCUUAGGAAAUACAGAGCGAUGAAACAACGCUAUUACUCAGAUAUCAACAAAACUAACUGAUCACUAUUACUAUAAUUUGACUGGAAUUCAAUGCCAGCUGUUUAUGUAUACCAGAUAUGAUAAAAGUAACUAACUUAAAAUGGCAAGAUUUACACGUCAUGUAAAAAAUGCCUGAGCUGCCUUAAUGAACCAAAAUAGGUUUCAACUUCUGUUCACAGAGCUUUAUCAGCAAUCCUUAAUGUUUAAUUUUUAUACAAAACCAGCAAUAUAGCCAACUACCAAUUAAAAAUUAAUGAGUACCCAAUUUUGAAUGAAAAUAUAAUGUACUUAAAAUAAUUUUAAUAAGUUUUUACCAAUUAUUCUUAGCCCAUUUCUCCAUUUUACUGACAAGAGAAUGCCAUUUAAUGCAUGUAACUAAGCAAAAUAAUUUAUUGCACAUUAAUUUUCCUUAACUUUUGAAGGAGUACCAUCUUAUUUCCUUAUUUUUGAAUCUAUUUGAUACAUUAACAGCACACAUUCAAGGUUCACUACAAAACAAAUAGCACAUGGUAAUGAUUUAAGUGCAGUUACAGAAAUAAUAUGUAUGGAGUAAGAUUAUUUCUGAUCUUGAAGUAGGCUGCCAGUGACUGGCAUUAUAUACAUACCUAUUUAAUAUCUCCCAUUAUUAAUUUUGCUGCUGACUCCCUUUAGGUCUUAAAACAAGUCACCUGUUGUGUAUCAAUUACCUUUACUGAUAAAAAGUAAUAAAUAAUGUUAUUCUGUUCUUUCAUCAUAAAGGCA
Molecule: messenger RNA, 1355 nt
Organism: Leptonychotes weddellii (Weddell seal)
Lineage: Eukaryota; Metazoa; Chordata; Mammalia; Carnivora; Phocidae
Gene: ETFRF1
Product: electron transfer flavoprotein regulatory factor 1
Biological process (GO): respiratory electron transport chain
Cellular component (GO): mitochondrion
Source: RefSeq, a predicted model, not a curated record